Messenger RNA from Octodon degus (degu), 945 nucleotides. RefSeq names its product olfactory receptor 287. Bases 13 to 945 code for a protein of 310 amino acids. The record is from RefSeq and is a predicted model, not a curated record. The transcript has a single exon. Gene Ontology annotation, molecular function: olfactory receptor activity; G protein-coupled receptor activity. Gene Ontology annotation, cellular component: membrane. Gene Ontology annotation, biological process: G protein-coupled receptor signaling pathway. NCBI's taxonomy places the organism in Eukaryota, Metazoa, Chordata, Mammalia, Rodentia, Octodontidae.
CAGCAAUGCUUCAUGGCCACGGCAGGCCAGAACCUGUCCUUGCAGGGCCCGUUCAUCCUCCUGGGCUUCCCAGGCCCACCCAGCUUGCGUGCUGGGCUCUUCUUGCUCUUUCUAGUCAUGUAUGUGCUCACGGUGGCAGGGAAUCUGGCCAUCAUCUCCCUGGUCGGGGCACACCGGAGCCUCCAGACACCCAUGUACUUCUUCCUCUGCAAUCUCUCCUUCCUGGAAAUUUGGUUCACCACGGCCUGUGUGCCCAAGAGCCUGGCCACUUUCGCCUCCCAGGAGGGAGCCAUCUCUUUGGCUGGCUGCGCUGCUCAGAUGUACUUUGUCUUCUCCCUGGGCUGCACUGAGUACUUCCUGCUGGCUGCUAUGGCCUAUGACCGCUAUCUAGCCAUCUGUCUGCCACUGCGCUAUGGUGGCCUCAUGACACCUGCCCUGGCAGCACGGCUUGCUCUGGGCUCCUGGCUUUGUGGCUUCUCUGCCAUCACUGUACCCGCUGCCCUUAUCACACGCCUCUCCUUCUGUGGCUCUCGAGUCAUCAAUCACUUCUUCUGUGACAUUGCACCCUGGAUUGUGCUGUCCUGUACUGACACCCGGGUGGUGGAGCUGACAUCCUUUGGCAUUGCCUUCUGUGUCAUCCUGGGCUCCUGUGCUGUCACACUGGUCUCCUAUGUCUAUAUCAUUGUCACCAUUGUCAGGAUCCCUUCCACCCAGGGACGGCACCGUGCCUUUUCCACCUGUUCAUCCCACCUCACAGUGGUGCUCAUCUGGUAUGGUUCUACCAUCUUUCUCCACGUGAGGACCUCAGUGGAUAGCUCACUGGACCUCACCAAGGCCAUCACGGUGCUCAACACCAUUGUCACCCCAGUGCUGAACCCCUUUAUUUACACUCUGAGGAACAAGGAUGUGAAAGAGGCUCUGUGUAGGACAGUGAAGGGGAAGUGA